CCCGUCCCCCCAUCCCCACCCCCACCUCCGACCGACCUCCCUCCUCAUCUCGUCCAUCCACCCAUGGAAACCCCCUCUUCCACAGAUCCACCCACCCAUGCCCACCAGUUCUGGCGAUGGAUGGGGCGCACCAGUUCUAGCGAUGGAUGGGGCGCACCAGUUCUUGCGAUGGCAGUGCCGGACCCGCACCCACCUGUGCGAUGGAGGUCAGCCGCAUCAAGAUCCACCUGCGCGAUGGAGGCCGGUCGGAUCGGUGUGGCGCGGCACACCACACCGGAGCUUGAUGCUGUGCUGGUCAUCGACAACGACGCAACUCCGACAGGACCUAGACGCCCAAGGUACGUACGCCGUUCUUGCCAACUCUUCCAUCUCCUCUCAUGCGUGGCUUGCGUACUGCAGAUCUGACCCCCCAUCCUUCCUUCCUUGUGUUCACGGAAUGACAACGGCAAGGGGACGACCGAUGUGCGUGGUGGACCAGGAGGUGGAGAACCGUCUCGCCCUCCUUGUUCACAUCACCUCCCUUUGCUUUCCCUUGGACACUUGGAGAGAGAGAAGGAAGAUGGCGGACGAGGGGAUGGCCAAUUGCAUCGACAUCAUCCUCGCCAUCAUCCUGCCGCCGCUCGGCGUCAUCCUCAAGUUCGCCUGUGGGAUCGAGUUCUGAAUCUGCUUGCUGCUCACCUUCUUUGGCUACCUCCCUGGCAUCAUCUACGCCGUCUGGGUCAUCACUAAGUAGGUGCCGGAGGGGCUCCUCACCUCUGGCUGCCUCUAGGUGACCCAAGGUUGCUGAAGAGGAGCCGCAGCCGCACAAGAGUAUCUGAAGAUGACUCCUCCGUUUCUAACCAUCCCCUUCCUUCCACUGUUUUGGAUGAUGAACUUGAUCCUUCUUAAUCAAUUAAUUUCUCAUCAUGCUUAAUUAGCUGUAAAUGUGCCCCCUUAUGGAAGAAGAAGAAGAUAAUACAAAUGUAAUUUAAUUGGAUGGUCUCUUUCAUCGUGCUUAAUUAGCUAUAAAUGUGCCUCCCUUACUGAAGAAGAUAAGAAUCCAUAUGUGUUACGCAAAAUUAACUUUGUCAUCUUGUAAGCACUCUAGGCAGUGUCUAGAGGGUGAAAAUAUGAGAACAAAAAAAGAAUUACUUGAUUAAUUUAAAAUAUCCAUCCUUUACUCCGUCCAUGUCAUUGUUAUUUACCCCUAGGAGUAUUUUUAACUUGAAAAUCUCUGGUGAACUGCCAUUUCGAGUACAUUUUCUUGCUCUGUUAAUUUUUUUGGGUUACUCCAUCUUGCUUUGUUAAGUAAAAUUUGAUAUGUGGAGUAGCAGCAGUAAGCUAGACCCUCCAUCUUGCUCUGUACAUAGUCAAAGCUACUCCAAGUUAGCAGCAAUACUAUUAACUUCUCAAUUUGCUUGGAUUACAUUUAACUUCUAGUACUCCAGUACUCCAGUAAUUUUGCUUAGAGUAUUUAACAAGAUUGAACUGUACAUGUGUGGAGUAAUUUUGCUGGGAGUAUUUAACAAGAUUGAACAAGAUUUAACUUGUCAACAUUCAACAGUAUUUUCAGUAAGUAUUCUGAACAUGCUUCUAAAUAUUUCUAGAUUUUGAACAUGCAAGCAAAUCUGCAAGAGUAAACAAGUUCUUGCGGUAGAUAUUGCAAGUGUUUUAUCUAAACAUCUACUGUCACCGAAGAUAUUUCAAGUGGUCUGACCAGAUUUUCUCAGUUUGCAAGUUUACUUACUUUUCCAGUUAAUUAACUGGACAUCUUGGAGUAGUUAGAAAAUCAUGAAUUAUUUGCAGAAAACCAUAGAAGUAUUGUACUCCAGGGUGCAUUCUUACAUAAACUUGCUUGCAAGCUUAUUUUCUGACUCACAUAAAAAGCUUAGUUAACUUCUGUAGUACUUUGGGUAAAAAUGGAAUGGUUCCAUCCUGCACAACAUACUUUGAGUGAAUGUUGAGUACUGUAUGCACUUGUGUAAUAUAUGUUGGUUGAUGAAUGCCUGGGUGUGUCACUGCUUGUUCCAUGCUACAUUUAGGAAUUGUUCAUUUUUGUGUUAUGACAACUUCACCGCAUCCUGCCGAAAC
This is a messenger RNA of Triticum dicoccoides, 2070 nucleotides long. RefSeq lists its product as uncharacterized. The record is from RefSeq and is a predicted model, not a curated record. Gene Ontology annotation, cellular component: membrane. Bases 98 to 661 code for a protein of 187 amino acids. NCBI's taxonomy places the organism in Eukaryota, Viridiplantae, Streptophyta, Magnoliopsida, Poales, Poaceae. The transcript is spliced from 3 exons.